AUGCCUUUCAGAUUACCCUUUAAGUAUACCAGAUCACAAUUAGAAAUAUUUAGAUUUUCAUUCUGUUUGUUGGCUCCCGUGGGUGUCAUGUACUACAUUGGGACAGAUACCGAUAAGAAACUAAAUGUUCCUGGAUUUUGGCCAGAUCCUCAGACUUUGAAUGAGAUACCCAAGGAAAGAUAUGAGAUCAAAGCAGAAUUGGCCAGAAUGAAGAAGGAAAGGCUAGAGAAACGAUUGAGGUUAGAGAAGAAAUUAGCUGAAGAGUUUGGUAUUAAUGUUGAAGAGGAGAAACUGAAGAUCAAGAAUGACACGUCAAGUACUGCUACACCUAGUAGUAGUGAGGGGGUAAGUUCAGGACUAUGA
Naumovozyma castellii is the source of this 363-nucleotide messenger RNA. It is a transcript of the gene PET100, whose product is annotated as Pet100p. The coding region runs from base 1 to 363 and encodes 120 amino acids. The record is from RefSeq and is a predicted model, not a curated record. The transcript has a single exon. Lineage: Eukaryota; Fungi; Ascomycota; Saccharomycetes; Saccharomycetales; Saccharomycetaceae.